Molecule: messenger RNA, 1444 nt
Organism: Coniophora puteana RWD-64-598 SS2
Lineage: Eukaryota; Fungi; Basidiomycota; Agaricomycetes; Boletales; Coniophoraceae
Exons: 2
Coding region: 128-1444 (438 amino acids)
Source: RefSeq, a predicted model, not a curated record
CAUAUGCUCACUUAUCGAUCUUGGUCCGGAUUUCAAAAGAACUCUCGCUGCUCUUGCGUCAACAUGCAAGGCCUUCAAAGAACCAGCGUUGGAUGAGCUGUAUCGAGAGGUUGACGUGUCAGAGGCGAUGAUGUGCCUACCAAAGGAUUUAUGGACUUUCAACUCGAGCAGGGUCAUGAUUUUUCAACGAAGCAUGCUGCUAUCAGAUUGGAGUAUUCUUGAACGAUAUGCGUCCAGGGUCCGGUGUCUAGUGAUGAGCUUUGACGGAUGUACGGUACACGAAGAUCUUCUCGGCUCUAUAUCAUUCUACUGCGAUGGCCCUCUGUUUCUGAACCUUCAGCAUGCAUGGUUAGGAGGGUUCCCGUUCGCUUUCCUUCACCUUGUUCUCAGUCCCAGACUCGUCGAGUUUGAGGUCGAAGAUUAUCCCGAGAACUACUUUCACUCAUUUGUCCUGGUCAGCCGCACAUGUCCAUCUCUGCUGACUAUCGAUAUAAGCGGAGACGCAAGUGCCAAAUCAGAAACUGUCCUCCCUAUCGUGUUAUCCGAUGCCGUAGCCGUCGGGUUCAAGAAGCUGAAGAGUUUGCAACUCUACCACCCUAGCGUUAUCCAUAACCCAUACGAUAUUCUCCCCGCUUUAUCCCGGCUGGAGUCCCUGGAAGACCUCCUGCUCUUCAUACAGCCGGACUCCCCCUUUAGGCUAGUCACUGCCUCUCACCAACGCUUGACCCCCUUCCCUUCCCUUCGGAAACUUUUUCUUGAAGCAGGUGGAGCAAGUCAUACCACACGCCUGAUGUGCUGCCUUUGUGACCUUUUAAGUUUGAACGAGCUAGUUGUCAACUUCAAUGUGUCGUCGGAGAACGUCGACGAGGUUUCCGACAUGGUGCGGGUGCUCUCCGGAACUUUACCAAAGAAUAUACGCAAACUCAUCAUCAAGAACACCCCGAGUUUGGACGACGGCUACCCAGCGCUUCUCAGUCUCACUCUUUUUCGUCAAUUAUAUCAGUUCACUAACCUGGUCGAAUUCAGAUUUGAGCUUGAUUCUUGCCCCUCGAUGGACGACAUUACCAUUGAAGAGCUGUCGCACGCAUUCCCCUGUCUUGAACACCUAUCCCUCGGCCGAAGUUCUCUCCCAAAUACGCCCCCAAGAGCCACUUUGUCAACUCUCGCAGUUCUUGCAAUGAACUGCUCUCGUCUUCGCUCAAUAGGGAUGAUCGUCGACUGCACAGUUGCCGCUAAUGCGACGCUCGACUCGUCUCCGCCAAUCGUAAGCGAGAACUGUAUUGAAACGAUGAGCUUGGGAGAUUCGCCCAUCGAUGACGCCCGGUUCACCGCACAUCAUCUGUCGCGCAUGUUUCCCCGCCUCUGUUCCCUAGUACAGGCUCGGUUUGACCCAUCCACAGCCAACAGUUGGGAUUGGUUACUGGUUGAUAGUUGGAUUGGGUGA